GUCAGAGGCGGUGUUGUGGGGCCGCCGCAGCCCCAGAAAUGGCAGUGAGCGAGAGGAGGGGGCUCGGCGGCGGGAGCCCAGCGCAAUGCAGAUGGGGAUGCUUGUCGCUGCUGGUGCUGAUGCUGGGCGGCUGCUCAGGCCGCAUCCACCGUCUGGCGCUCACAGGGGAGAAGCGAGCUGACAUCCAACUGAACAGCUUCGGAUUCUACACCAAUGGUUCCCUGGAAGUGGAGCUGAGCCUACUUCGCCUGGGCCACCAAGAGACAGAAGAGAAGCAGCGGAAGGUGGGAUUCAGCUUGAGUCGAGUUCGAUCGGGCAGUAUCCAUUCCUACUCGAGCCGGAACUCCCAGGAAUGCCCUCUGGAGAGGAAUAGCAGCAACUUCCUGGUCCUUUUCCUCAUUGAUAUCAAGGACCUGCAGGUUCAAGUCCGAAAGUAUGGGGAGCAGAGGAAGUUGUUCAUCUCCCCUGGCCUCCUCCCUGAUGCCCCUGCCCAGUCACUCCUCCCGAAGCCAGAGCCUGAAGGCACCCCCAAGCAGAACAGUGAGACCCCUGCAGUCAAAGAGAAUCAGGAAAAACCUGGAGCACCCCAAGUUUCGGAAGAGAAAAUUAACCCAGGGGUACACCGGCUCUCAACAGAGGACCAGCCACAGAGGCAACUGCCCACUCGGGACCCCAGCGGGAAAGAAGAGGAAAUGGUGUUGGGGCUGGGCCACCUCAACAACUCAUACAACUUCAGUUUUCACGUGGUGAUCGGCUCCAGGGCUGAGGAAGGCCAGUACAGCCUGAACUUCCACAACUGUUACAACUCGGAUCCCGGCAAGGAGAGGCCAUUUGACCUCACUGUGAUGAUCCGAGAGAAGAAUCCAGAAGGCUUCCUGUCAGCGGCAGAAAUCCCCCUCUUCAAGCUCUACCUGACCAUGUCUGCCUGCUUUCUGGCUGCAGGCAUCUUCUGGGUGUCCGUGCUCUGCAAGAAUACAUACAGUGUCUUUAAGAUCCACUGGCUCAUGGCCGCCCUGGCAUUCACCAAGAGCAUCUCCCUGCUUUUCCACAGCAUCAACUACUACUUCAUCAACAGCCAAGGCCACCCCAUCGAAGGCCUCGCCGUCAUGCACUAUAUCACACACUUGUUGAAAGGCGCCCUUCUCUUCAUCACUAUUGCCUUGAUCGGCUCAGGCUGGGCCUUCGUGAAGUAUAUGCUGUCAGACAAGGAGAAGAAGAUUUUUGGAAUUGUGAUCCCCCUGCAGGUCCUGUCUAAUGUGGCAUACAUUGUCAUUGAAUCCCGUGAGGAGGGUGCCAGUGACUAUGGACUCUGGAAGGAGAUCUUGUUCCUGGUGGAUCUUAUCUGCUGUGGUGCCAUCCUCUUCCCAGUUGUGUGGUCCAUCCGGCAUCUGCAGGACGCAUCUGGCACUGAUGGGAAGGGUGAGGACCCCUCCUCCAGGGUUUCCCAGCCCUGCUUUCUGUCUGACACCAGUGGCAGUGAACCUGGCCAAGCUGAAGCUGUUCCGACAUUACUACAUCAUGGUCAUCUGCUACAUCUACUUCACUCGCAUCAUCGCCAUCCUGCUGCGUGUGGCAGUGCCCUUCCAGUGGCAGUGGCUGUACCAGCUCUUGGUGGAGAGUUCCACACUGGCCUUCUUUGUGCUCACCGGCUACAAGUUCCAGCCAGCUGGGGACAACCCUUACCUGCAGCUGCCUCAGGAGGAUGAGGAAGAUGUGCAGAUGGAGCAAGUGAUGACGGACUCUGGGUUCCGGGAAGGCCUGUCCAAAGUCAACAAGACAGCCAGUGGCCGGGAACUGUUGUGACUUCCCAGUGUCCAGCCAGCCACCCCUCAGACCUUCUGCACUCGCACACCUACACUUGUCCCAAAGUGUGCAGAGAGUCCUAGGGACCCCGUGCCAACAAGGCACCGAGGAUGUGGGUCCCCAAGGAGCCUUUCAGAAAAAGAUGCCCUUCUCCCAGCACUGCAGCCAUGUCCUCAGCAGGGGACACUUCGGCCUCUUUCAGUACAAUAAGGACUGCUCUUUGUUUUUCCUUUUAUCAAGUUUCUUGAUGUUAAGGGGUUUGAGUGCCUAAGGCAAGCUGCAUUUAUGAUCUCGAAUCCUGAAUUCUCAGUCUACGUGAUGGCACAUAUCUGUCAUCCUAUUGCUCUGGGGAUCCUCAUGAAACCUUGGGCCAGUCAGUAAACAGAUAAAAAUAAAGAGAAAGCGGAAUUCACAUUGA
This is a messenger RNA of Cricetulus griseus (Chinese hamster), 2221 nucleotides long. The record is from RefSeq and is a predicted model, not a curated record. Lineage: Eukaryota; Metazoa; Chordata; Mammalia; Rodentia; Cricetidae.